Molecule: messenger RNA, 408 nt
Organism: Eruca vesicaria subsp. sativa (arugula)
Lineage: Eukaryota; Viridiplantae; Streptophyta; Magnoliopsida; Brassicales; Brassicaceae
Source: the annotation of a GenBank genome assembly
AUGAAAUACCUCGUACUUUUUAUUUUAGUAACUACAUACUUUAGGCUACACGAAGCCUGCGAGAAUAAUCGUAUUGAACUUCAUAACGAACUCGGUCCGGGUAGAAUUCUCGAGUUACAUUGUCAUUCCUUAGAAGAUGAUUUAGGCGUCAAGAACUUAAACUUCAAUGCUCCUCCAUUUGUCAUCGGAUUCCAUGACAAUGUGAUUACUAGAACAGCAUGGUAUUGUAUGUUUAGGCAAGGAGCUAACAAGGAAUAUUUUUAUAAAAUCGAAGCAUACAGGGCAGGAUAUAAUUUUAUCCCUAGAUGUGGCCAAUUACGUGUAUGGACGGCCAAACUAGAUGGGAUAUACUUUUCAAAAAUCCUUGGUACACCACCUGUUUUAGCACUACGCUGGAAUAAAGCAUAA